Molecule: messenger RNA, 788 nt
Organism: Cydia pomonella (codling moth)
Lineage: Eukaryota; Metazoa; Arthropoda; Insecta; Lepidoptera; Tortricidae
Exons: 3
Coding region: 27-509 (160 amino acids)
Source: RefSeq, a predicted model, not a curated record
UCUGCAUUGCCUACGGUAAACCCAGCAUGACAGCCCAUGCAUUAGUUUAUUUUGUCAUUAUUAUAAUUAUUAAUAAUGUUAACGCUGGGUGGGAUGCUGAUCCGUCGAUCCGCCCUAAAAUGAAACGGCGUAUGGGUUACCUUGGUGUUCCAACAAAACACCGUCUUGCACUUCGUACCGUCGAGGAUGACAUGCAACAAAAUAUGAUAUAUAUGCACUCGGCUAUUCUGCAAUUUAAAAGUGAUAUCAAUCAUUUAAAGUCUUACAUACCUUUAAUACAAACGUUUGAACAGCUUUUGGAUGAUUGUGAAGCUAUACAAGUACAAACAGCUACAACACCUAAAAAUGGACCGACGUAUCCUACAGAACCUCCAACAAACAACAAAUGGUUCUGGUACGAUCCAUACAAAAUUAAGCACAUCAGGCACCACCACAAAGACUACAACAGUCACCACCACAGAGAGCACAACAGUCACCAACGACACGAAUAUAGAGAACAUUCCAAGUAGCAAAACAGUAACAACCAACGCUAAAUGCACUUCGUCGUCAGCUGAAUGUGCUCCGUUCUAUGAAGAUCAUACCAGAUAAAAAUUUAAUCUUGAAUCUCGCAGAAUAAUUAAUUGAACCAUGGUAAUGCAAAAAAAACUUGUGGUUUUAUUUAUUACUAACUCCUAGAAACCUGUGUACAAGCAAAUAACUUCAAACAGUGUCCACGCACCAUUACCCGCCAAAGUAUUUGUAAAAUAAGAAGGUAAUCAAACAGUCGUAUAAUAAAUGUUUAUUUGGAA